This is a messenger RNA of Python bivittatus (Burmese python), 2289 nucleotides long. The record is from RefSeq and is a predicted model, not a curated record. Lineage: Eukaryota; Metazoa; Chordata; Lepidosauria; Squamata; Pythonidae.
GUGGGGUGGCAGUUGAAAAAUUUGGUGAAUGCACUACGAGAGGAUCCGAGUGGUGUUAUCUUAACUUUGAAAAAGCGACCUCAGAGCAUGCUUACCUCAGCACCAGCUUUACUGAAAAAUAUGAGAUGGAAGCCCCUUGCUCUGCAGCCACUUGUAUCUAGAAGUCCUACAAGCAGUGUUGCAACACCAUCCAGUACUGUCAGCACACCUACUAAAAGAGACAGCUCAGCCCUCCAGGACCUCUACAUACCACCACCUCCAGCAGAGCCUUAUAUUCCCAGAGAUGAGAAGGGAAACCUUCCAUGUGAUGAUAUUGGAAGACACCUAGUGGGAAAGCCAGUACAUAAAGGAUCUGAAUCUCCAAAUUCAUUUCUUGACCAAGAAUAUCGAAAGCGUUUUAAUGUUGUUGAAGAAGAUGCCAUUUUGUAUUGUUAUGAAUAUGAAAAAGGAAGAACAAGUAGUUCUGGAAGAAGAGAAAGCACACCAACAUAUGGGAAGCUAAGGCCUAUAUCUAUGCCCGUAGAAUAUAACUGGGUAGGGGAUUAUGAAGAACCUAGUAAAACAAAAAGAGAUAGUAGGAGAGAAAAUUCACUUCUUCGAUAUAUGAGUAAUGAGAAAAUAGCUCAAGAAGAUUACAUGUUCCAAAGAAACAGCAAAAAGGACACAGGGAAAAAAUCUAAAAAGAAAGGAGACAAGAGCAACAGUCCUAGUCAUUAUUCUCUGCUACCUAGUUUACAAAUGGAAUCAUUAAGGCAAGACAGCAUGAGCACACCAGGGCCUGAAACAACUUUGUAUCAUACAUUUCAACAGUCCUCUCUUCAGCAUAAGUCUAAAAAGAAGAACAAAGGUCUAGCACCAAGUAAGAGUAAGCGACGGAUUUCUUGUAAAGAUCUAGGUCGUGGAGACUGUGAAGGCUGGCUAUGGAAAAAGAAAGAUGCUAAAAGUUACUUUUCACAAAAAUGGAAAAAAUACUGGUUUGUUCUGAAGGAAACUUCCCUGUAUUGGUAUAUCAAUGAGGAGGAUGAAAAAGCAGAGGGAUUCAUCAGUCUACCAGAAUUUAAAAUUGACAGAGCUAAUGAAUGUCGCAAGAAGUAUGCAUUCAAGGCCUGCCAUCCUAAAAUCAAAAGCUUUUACUUUGCUGCUGAACAUCAAGAUGACUUGAACAGGUGGUUGAACAGAAUUAAUAUGCUUGCUGCUGGGUAUGCAGAAAGGGAAAGGAUCAAACAAGAACAAGGGACGCAGAAUUAUUGGAGUGAAAGUGAUAAGGAAGAAGUAGACACACCUUCAACACCUAAGCAAGACAGUCCACCUCCACCAUAUGACACAUAUCCACGACCUCCUUCAAUGAGUUGUGCAAGUCCUUUUGUGGAACCAAAGCACAGCCGACUAUCAUCUACUGAAACUUCCCAGUCCCAGUCUUCACAUGAAGAGUUCCGUCAGGAGCCAGUAGGGAGUACUACUGAAUCUCCCAUCCGCAAAACAGCAAGUCAGCGACGGUCUUGGCAGGAUUUGAUAGAAACACCACUGACAAGCUCAGGGUUACACUACCUUCAGACUCUGCCACUUGAGGAUUCAGUGUUUUCUGACUCUGCUGUUCUCUCUCCAGAACACAGGCGGCAAUCAACUCUUCCUACUCAGAAAUGCCAUCUGCAGGAUCACUAUGGCCCGUUUCCUUUAGAGGGUGAACGAAUACAAGUGUUAAAUGGGAAUGGGGGAAAGCCCCGCAGUUACACUCUGCCACGGGACAGUGGGUUCAACCAUUGCUGCCAUACACUUUCUGUCAGUGCUUCAAGCCAUCAAGAAGAAGUGCCGCAAAAAGAGCAAGAAGAAGAGGAGCAAGGAGGAAAAAUUGCACAAGAAAAUCAAGUAGAUGAAACUGAAAUCUUAGAAGAAAAACCUGCAGAUUCACUGCAAGAUUUAUACCGAUCCUUGGAACUAGCUAGUUUGUCCCCUCUAGGAGAUCGGCAAAUUUCUACCAAAAUGGAAUACAAGAAAUCUUUUAUUAAAAGAUGUUGUGACCCAGUAAUCAAUGAAAAAUUGCACCAGUUGCGAAUUCUGAAAAGCACUUUAAAGGCCAGAGAAGAAGAAGUAGCUAUGAUAGAUAAAGUUCUAGAUAAUCCAGAUUUGACAUCUAAAGACUUUCAAGACUGGAAACAAAUGUACCUUGAUCUCUUCCUCGAUAGUUCUCAGAACAAUGCAGCAGAGGAUCCGGUAAAUGACUCUGAUGACGUUGAUGUGCUUCUAGACUCUUUAGCACAUACCCAUUCCUAUAUUGAAACACAUGUAUAA